Molecule: messenger RNA, 2121 nt
Organism: Adineta steineri
Lineage: Eukaryota; Metazoa; Rotifera; Eurotatoria; Adinetida; Adinetidae
Source: the annotation of a GenBank genome assembly
AUGAAAAAAGGUUCAGUAUUUGCCAAUAAGAAAGGUCCUUUAGGAAAUGCAUUUGGUACACCAGUAAAUAGAUCAUCUACAUCAUCGUCACUUUUUGAUAGUAGUCUUCAACAACAAAAUCGAAAUUGGCAAGCUACACCUACGAAUAUACGAAGAUUACCUCCACUUCAUCAUCAACAAUUAUUACAUCCAUCAAAUUCAUCUUCAAGUAUUCGAGCAUAUCCCAUGGCUCCUACUACAAAUACACCAAAUACGAGUAUUAUUACUCGAACUAAACCAUAUACAUUACAAGGUCUUAUUGAAAAUCUAAAUGAAUUUCUUGCUGAAUUGGGUAUACCUCAUUGUAUACGUUAUGAAACAAAAUAUGGCUUUGAAGAUAUUCUUACUAUUCUUGAUCAUCUAACAAAUCCAUCUCGUUAUGAAAAUCAACGUUUUCAACCAUUUCCACCAAUUCCUCAACCGACUAAACCAGGUGGAAAAGUUUCAUUAACAGAUCGUUGGGCAUAUCUAAAACAUGUUCUUCUCAUAUAUCGUUUAUCAACAACUGAACAACUUUCACGUAUUAAACCAGAACGUACAAUGUCAAAUGAACAUAUUAUGAUUAUGAUUGAAUUAUUAAUUCAAUUAGUAACAUGUACUAUUAAAAGUGAACGAGAACAACAACGUACAUUAGAAAAUAAUUAUUUACGAGAAUUUAAAUUAUUAAUGCGUCAAAUGUUUUGGAUUGGUAGACAUGAUCCAGCUGUUAUGGGAGAAUCUAUGUAUGAAUUAAGACAUCAUAUCUAUGCUAAAGAUAAUCUUGAAAUAGUUGAUAAAUUAAAACAUGAAAAACAAAUGAAUGAAAUGAAUGUUGAACGUGAACAACUUAAACAACAAUUUGAAACAUUAAAAACAACUUGUAAUGAACUUGAAAAUGAAUGUACAUUAUUAACAACAUCAAAUGAAAAUGAUCUUAUUGAAAUUACUAAAAAACAAGAAGAAAUAUCAGAUGAACAAGCUAAAUUAGUCGAAUUAACACAAAUUGUUGAACAAAAAGAAAUGGAUAAAAAACAUCUAAUUGAUCGUAAUCAAUCAUUAUCAGAUCGACUUUUUUCUCAACAAACAGAUGCUGAAUUACAACGUCAUAUUCGUUCAAAUAGUGAACUUAAACAACAACAUGAAGUUCUUCUAUCAACACUUCUUCUUGAACAACAAUUACAUUCCACAACAACGAAUGAACAUAAACGUCUUGUUAAAGAAUUACAAGAAUUACUUGGUAGAUAUCAAAUAUUACUUGCUGCAUAUAAACAUAAAGCAUCUCGUCCACCUCCAUCUGCUGUUGACUUUGAUCUAAGUGAUAUUAUUGGUGAUGCAACAUCAAAUAUAGAUAAUGAUUCUGUUAAACAAGCUCAAAUAGCAAUUGAAAGUUUAACAAAAGAAAUCAAUACUCAAGAAAUUUCUCUUACACAACGUCAUCGAGAUCUUGAACAAGAAUCAAAAAAAAAAAUUGAAGAACUUCAAUCGGCAGAACGUGAAUGGAAAUCAGCAGCAAAAAAUGGUCAACGUCGAGCAGCUCAACAAAAUGAAUUAAGUCGUUUUCAACAAGAAAUUCGUUUAUUAAGAACGAAAAUUUUUGAAAUUGAACGACGAAUUGAAGAGAAAAAAGCAUCAACUAUUGAAUUAAAAAAAGAUUAUGAACAAAUUAAAUCAGGUAUCACAGAAUUAUUAUCACGUUUUGAAUUAUUAGAAACAAAUUAUGUUAAUAAAGAAGAAGAAUUUCGACAAGAAUUACUAUGGUUUAUAUCUGAUCAAACACAAUUAGCAAAAAUAUUUCGACGUGAUGUUGAUGAAUUAAAACGUCAACAACAAGAACAUAUGUCAAAAUUAAAUAUACAUUUAACAGCAUCAUCAUUUGAUGAACUUAUUCAACAACAAAUUAAUAAAUAUUAUCAUUAUAAACAUUCGGAAGAUGAUGAAGAAGAUGAUUGUUUCGAUGAUGAACAAAAAUUAAUGAAUCAAUUUGAUAAACUACAUGAAGAACAUACUAUUUGGUUAAAAAAGAAAAAGAAAAAUGCGAAAAUAACUGGACCAAUUAUCGAACGAUUUCAGGAACUUUAUGAUCAUUUACCAAUGCUUCAAUAA